CACAGUGCGACCAAUUUGCUUUAGUGUUAGUGCAGUGCUGAUAAACAGAAGACGUUUUCUAUCGCCCGGCCAGUGUGUCGUGUUCAGUGAAUUGCCCGCACCCGUUAAAAUUAUUCCUUCGUCACCGCCAUCUAGCAUCCGAAAUGUUUGAAUAAGUGAGACAAAAGGCACGAGGUAAAGAAUUGAAAAUGAUGGAAGUGAACCAACCAAUCGCUACAAAUGCCCUGGAGUUGUCCAAGAUGAGCACGUCUGUGAGUGAGACUGAAACUCUGAAAGAUGCUGAAAUCGUUAAACAAAACGGGACGUCAAAACAUCUCGAACCGGAUAGUGAAAUCACUAAUGGCUUUAGUGUUGAGGAUGCCAUGGGACAGCUGAUGUACAGUGAUUCGGAAGAAAAUCUCUGUGGAGCCAAAAAGGAGGCCGACCAAUCGGAGGCUGAUGCUAGCGAGACUGAGCUGGUGCAAAAUAUCUCAACCAAUCUCAUCGAGGAUAUCAUUCAGCUGGGUAAGGAUGCCAAGCGAACGAGUGGCGAGAAUGGCACACAAGAAGCGGAGGAAAAGGAGGAAGGCUCCGAGCUUCCGCCACCAUCGGUGCAAUCUUCGGAACGCAGUGGACCCGAGGAGGAAACCACCACCGCCACUGCUGUUUGUGCCAUCGAGGAAGACACACUCAUCGAAGCGGACGACGACUUGCCGGAAACGGUCAGCGAUGUUGAGCUGGGUUUGAACGAAAGUGUCCUGCUGGAAGAGGAUGACACUGCCGGUGAAAAUUUGUUGCUCGUCAGUGGGAAGGAGGAGGGAGAAGGCACUUUGCAAAGCUCAGCUAUACAGAUCGAGGAUAGCGUAGUGAUUGCUGGUGGAGGUGGUGAAAGUAUCGAGGUAACGUUGGAUGAGCUCACCGAUAACAGCAUGGUGACAAUCGACGAGAGCGGACUGAGUAUAUUGAACACUGCCGCGGUUGAUAUCGGUGACAUGACGACGGUUGAUGAUUCGGUGAAAAGUGUGGAUGAGAUGGCGGCUGUUGCUUCCGCAAAAAGCGAGGAACAGUCAGAGUCUGUCAUGGAGGUGGAAGAGAUGAUUACAUCGUCUGCUGACGACAGUCCAAAGGACGAUGACGAUGAGAAAAUGGAAUCUACCGUGGAGGAAACUGGGGGUGAUAAACUGAACAAAUCUCAAAUCGCAGCGGAGAUAGAAGAUUUGAUCACGUUUCAAGAUAUCGAUAAGGUUGAAGUACGAGCGAAAACGCCUGAUAAUAUAGCUGAGCAUCCAAAAAGCGAUUCUGACGAAUCGGAAAUUGUUAAAUUGCCGGAUGAAACCAUGGAAGAAGAGGCGCCGAAGGUUCUAGAACCUGAUGUAUCGGAUCUAAUAAAGUUCGACAGCCUCGUUGAUGCUGUUGAAGAGAAAAAACCCAGCCAGGAAGAGGCUAACACGGAGAAAUCCGAUCUGGAGAAACUACCGGAAGAAAGUGCGGAGAGUGUAAGUGAUGAAACAGAAAAGGAUAGUUCCGAGAGUAAGAAAGAGACUUCGGAUGAAAUUUCAGAGGGUUCACCGGAGGAAAGUUUACCGAAAGCGUCCAAUGGUAUCGACCAAGAGAAACAGUCAACAACAGAAACGGAGAAAAAAGACGACGAGAGCAAAUCGGAUGCCUCAAAGAAGGAUGAGGAUGCCUGUCCUCAAGCACUGCAAGCAGCCGACGAGGAAGAUUUGCUGGAGAUGAUGGAGGAGCCCGCGCAGAUGGAUCCAGACGAGGAGAACCUGGAGGAGGAUGGCGAUGACAAUAGCAGCGAAUCGGGAAGUGCUAAACGCUCCCAGGAAGACGAGGGCGACGACGAAGAAGAGGAAGAGGAGGAAACCGUGGACGAUGACGAGAGUAGUAGGAAUGCUGGGGAUGAUACGAUGGAUGUUCAAACAGCAGAAGAAGGGGAAGAGCUUACCGAGGGGGAGCCGCCUGUGAAGAAAAAAUGUUCCAUUGAUUUGAGAGAAGCUGAGAAUGAUAUGGACAGCACUAGUAGAGAGCCAGAACAUGUCGUAGAGAAGGAGAAGGAGGAUAAGGAAGAGGAAGAGAGCAUUGAUCAACCAAAACCUGACAAGCUGGAUGAGAAGUGUAGCGGAAAAGCCAAUGAAGAAGACAAAGUUGAGGAUCUGAUGAAAGAAGUUGAUGAACUGCUGAGGAAGGAUGAAAACAAAGUCGCGGAAUCAGUGGAAACAUCGGUAAAACAAAAUACUACUUCUAAAGAGAGUGUUCCAAAAGAUGUGGAACCUGAAAGCAUGGAGGUUUGUGAUUCAGAACCCACAUCCGAAAAGAAGGCUGAGGGUGAUUCGGAGGAAAAUGUUACACGUGCUGAUUCUGAUGAAAAGAAAAGUAAACCGGAAACAGCAGAAAAAGAAUCGAUUGAGAAGGAGGAAGCUCCGAAGAAAACGGAUGAAAUGAAAGUGGAUGAUGAUUCGAGUAAAGAUACAAAUGCUCAGAAAAAAAUCUCUGCAAGUGUUUCCGAUCAAGACGAAGUGUUUUUGAUCGACGAUGAUGACGACAUUCCAGUGAAAGACGAUAAAUCGCAAAAGCCUGUGGGAAAACGACCCUGUCCAGAUGAUAAAGGUGAAGCGAAGGAGGAAGAAUUGGUUUCCGCAAAGAAAAUUCGGUUAUCAACGGAGAAGAAGGAAGAUUCUGCAGAACCACCAAAAGACAAACCCGAAUCUUUGCUGGAAUCUAUUGAACCACUCAAGGUAAGCUUGACACCGGAACCAGAAGCCUCUAAGGAGAAAAAAACAAUUCGAAUGGAUUUCAUGAACAAAUUUCUUAAGCCUCUGGAAAGGAUGAACCGUUCGAAUUUGGAAGAAUUCGUGUUGCAGAAAAUUGUCGAAGGAAUAGCUUUCAAAUCCUCUAUUGCGGAAAUGAGAACCCAACUGGAUGCCCAAGAUACGCUCCUCCAGGGUUACCGCCAAAAGGUUCAUGAUCUGAAGAAGCAGUUCAAGGAUUUGGAGAUGGUCCACGAACGAGUGGUGAAGGAUUUGGAAAAGAAAAAUCAGCACUUCAUAACGCCUGUGAAAAUCACGAGGGCUGUCGGUUUGCAGGUUUCCCAACCACGUUUCGUCCCCGCGAACCGACCAUCGGUUGGAGGCAACGCUUCUGGAAACAGUACUCCAAAGGGACCCAUCAAUCGAUCCCCAGCUUCUACACCAGGAACUUCUCCUAAUAAAAAUACUAAUCUAACGAAGCGCUUAACCUACAGCAGAGUUUCUCCCAUGGUGGUGAAAGCAAAAACUUCUAUUCAGCCAACAGUAGUCAAUAAGGCGGGAACUCCCGCCACUGUUGUCAGCAAGACUGUUAGUAAUUCGCCAGUGAACAAAGCUAUAACUCCAUUGCCGUCACAGGCAAGCAACGCUACGGUAAAUAAUGCGCAACCGCCACAACCAGCAGUUUCGACAUCACCGUCACCAGCAGCAGCAACAACAACAACAACAACUGCUGGAACUCCAGCUUUGAGGAAAAAGCCGCUACAGAAAUUCACUCCGAUGAGACCACCGCUAUCGAUUACGCAGCAGGUUCAGCAGCAACAGCAAACACGGCAAAUGCAGGAGCAACUUGUGAGACAACAAAUUCAAGAGGUUCAAACAAGUGGAAGUCAACCUCAAAGCCCAGCUACUCAAUCUCCUCAAGGAUCACCAUUAACACAGACACCUGAACCCACACCAGGUCCAGUCGAAGCGUCCCCUGCGCGCAUCCCACCGAUUGUGGUGAAGAAGAUAACACCCCAAGCGAAGGGUACUCCCGGAACCAUGCAAAUCAUCAACCGUCAAACCCCGUCAAUGGUCACAGCUGCUACGAAUGUGCGAUCCGCAUCAGCAGUAGCCACUACGGCGGUGACUCCGGCCAGCGCCGCUCCCACCACAGUUGACAAUUCGCUGAUAGAUCUCACCGACGAAGACGAUGUUCCGAAGGCGGCUGUUGUACGGGCACAAACGGCAACCGUUCCAACCGCUGUCGUCCCGAGACCUCCGAUCACACUUUUGAACGGUCAGCAGCAGCAGUAUGUUCAGCGACAGAACACUUCGAUGCCACCCUUGGUGGUCAUCAACCAGCAGCAGCGAAUGGUCAGUCGUCCGAUGCUGCAGCAGCGACCGGCAGGCGGUGGCACCAUUGUGACGUCUACUCGGCCAAUGUUGAUGCAACGACCGGGCAACGUCAUCAACGGAUUGCCUAGAGCGGCACUGGCUGGUCAACAGACUUAUAAACCUCGCAUGAUGAAUGGACAAAUUGAUCCCAGCCGCCGAAUAGUGGCACGCGCGCCUAUCCGUCAACCAGCGGCCAGUUUUGUUCAUCCCGCUCCACUGCCACAACCGGGCGCACAACCCAACAAUGGGGCCUGGAAGCAUGGCCCACCACGGCCCUCGAUACGUAUCAACAACAUCGAAACCGGCAUCGUGAUCUCGUGGACAAUGGAUGAUCUGUCCGAUAACCAUGCUACGAUUGUGAGCUACCAGAUCUACGCCUAUCAGGAGACGGCAGCACCUCCUUCGGUGGAUAUGUGGCGCCAUGUGGGCGAUGUGAAGGCUAUGUUGCUCCCGAUGGCGGUGACGUUAACACAGUUCCAGGAAGGUCAGCGUUAUCAUUUUGCUGUGCGGGCAGUUGACGAGCACCAACGGGUGGGACACUUUAGCCCCCCGCGGACGUGGAAUGAAUCCGCACCUGGUAAAGCUUAAAGUUCUUACAUCUCUACUAGUGGACAGGAAUAUUUAAAAAAACAGAAUACAUGUAUGUCAACAAUUAGUGUAGAUUUUAUCUUGCAAAGCGAAGAAUAGAAAUAAUUAACGUAACAAAUUAAUUAUAGGUAGGAUCAAGAAGAUGUUUGCUUUUAAAUGUGUAGUUCGCCAGUAUGUAGUAAAACUCGUGCAGCACAAAACUGUUUCAAAGGUUUUGUUCUUAUGACGCCAGCUCCAAUGUGUUGUCGAGUAGCCAUUCUCUCGUUCAAACGAAGGCAUUGGGGUUAUGUUUUCGUAUGCCUGCAAAAAGUUUUUACCUUUCUAACCGGUGUACUGUUGUAACAAGAAUAAAUCUUCAUCACUCCAAACCCAUCAGUGGGCGAAUUGUACAAAGUACUGUGGACAUCAAGUCCCUUUCAAUUAACAACAAAAAGAUAAUAUUCAAACUGGAUAGAUCAACCGUCGAAAAUCUAGAUAUUAAUAGUAAAAUUAUCAAGGCGUAUUGUUCUACGUGUAAGUUAAGCUAUAAUCUGCGGCAUAUGCGAGGAUAUUUAUUGUAGCCAAUUUCUAUCAGUCGAUGUUGGUUGUACUCACGCAAACUUACUAGGUAAAUGUCGCAGCUAUAGUAGAAGCAAAACUACGAGAUUGGAAUAAAAGCUUCAUUUCUUUAACAUAAGAUUCCCUCACGGUAUGAAUUUGAAUGUUUUUCUAGAAACUGAAUUUUUCGACAAGUUUCCUACUGGUUGUUAAUGAUGUCACUGAUGUCACAUAAUUUCGAAGAUGGCUCGAAAAGAAAAUGGAAAGGAUUUGGAAUAGAAACAGUGAGAAUGACAAUGAUAGAAAUUACUACUACAAGGCCUGAAUUAUAGCCCUAAUAAAUAUCUCCGUAUAUGCCACUAAUUAAGAGACAAAACUAGAUUUAGCAAUAAAUUUUCCAUAAUAUUUA
Molecule: messenger RNA, 5646 nt
Organism: Toxorhynchites rutilus septentrionalis
Lineage: Eukaryota; Metazoa; Arthropoda; Insecta; Diptera; Culicidae
Gene: wde
Product: microtubule-associated protein futsch
Exons: 5
Coding region: 189-4700 (1503 amino acids)
Biological process (GO): regulation of DNA-templated transcription
Cellular component (GO): transcription regulator complex; nucleus
Molecular function (GO): transcription coregulator activity; protein binding
Source: RefSeq, a predicted model, not a curated record